This is a messenger RNA of Fusarium oxysporum Fo47, 1029 nucleotides long. RefSeq names its product glycosyl hydrolase family 76-domain-containing protein. Bases 1 to 1029 code for a protein of 342 amino acids. The record is from RefSeq and is a predicted model, not a curated record. Gene Ontology annotation, biological process: carbohydrate catabolic process; fungal-type cell wall biogenesis. NCBI's taxonomy places the organism in Eukaryota, Fungi, Ascomycota, Sordariomycetes, Hypocreales, Nectriaceae. The transcript has 4 exons. Gene Ontology annotation, molecular function: mannan endo-1,6-alpha-mannosidase activity.
AUGCCAUCUAGCCUCCAUGCUGCCAAACCGUCGACCGCGCUUUCACAGCUUACCCGGAACCUGGCUGGGUUGGAGGCCGGCGCUAUGUUCGGUACCCUAAUUGACUACUGGUGGCUCACCGGCGAUGAUAGCUACAACAACAUCACAUCGCAAGCUAUGCUCCAUCAAGCGGGCACACCAGCCGAUGAUAUGCCCGACAAUCAGACGCUGGCCGUAGGAAAUGACGACCAAGGCUCCUGGGCCAUGGCUGCAAUGUCAGCAGCCGAGCAUAGCUUUCCCGAUCCUCCCGACACUCAUCCUGGAUGGCUCGUCCGAGCCCAAGCCGUCUUCAACGACAAAAUUGGGCUGGUAACGGACGAUAUGGGAAUCUAUGAUGACGUCACUAUCGGAGAUGGCCAAGAUUGCAGUAACAUCGUUAAGACGCAGUGGUCAUACAAUACUGGUAUCUUCCUCCACGGCGCCGCGGUGUUGUACAACCUUACAGAGAGCGACACGUGGAAAAAGCGCGUAGGCGGUAUGAUGAGCGACGUCUGGAACAAGUUUGUCAAGAACCACAUCAUCAACGAGCACUUCAAGGGAUACCUCGCCCACUGGAUGACCGCUACUUCUCAGGUCGCCCCGUACACCAACACGAAUAUCACAACACUCCUCAAAUCGAGCGCCCAAGCCGCUGCCAAGGUCUGUGAUGGAUGUCCCACGAGAGGUUAUGAAGGGUCCGCUGGUACGGCGUGCGGCUUUUCCUGGUUAGCCGAUUCAUUUGACGACAUCGUUGGUUUUGGCCUGCAGAUAAACGCCGCAUCUAUCCUCAUGUAUACUCUGGUGGACAAGGCUAAGGCGCCGGUUACAUCCAAGACUGGAGGAACUUUCAAGGGUAAUCCUGGUGGCAGAGAUACCAAUUCAGGCCAGGAGGACGGAAGGCUCAAAUAUAAGACCAUCACAAUAGCGGAAAAAGCGGGCGCUGGCAUCUUAACACUUCUUAUUGCCGCGGGUGUUGUUGGAGGUACCACUUUCAUGGUUAUGGAACGCUAA